AUGCUAUUGGAAUUAGAAACACAGUCACUGAACAAUAAGCAGAAAAGAAGAAGGAAUGAUAAUAAAGAGGACAAUCACCAUUCUCCCCAGUCCAAAAGGAGUAAGAGAAACCCUGUUUUUCAGGAGUCUCAGGAUGCUGCAUGUUCAAGCAAUGAUAAUGACAGGAGCAGCAGUGUUAAUUCCCCAGAGAGAGUAAUUGGAUCAGAAAGCAGCUUAAACCAGAUCAUUGCUGAACUCAACAAGAGUACCCCUCAGUCCUUAUAUGAGGGGUAUGUGCUAUGCCAAGGUCCUUAUUCCCACAUCAACCAGAUCAUAAGGGAGGCACACUUCAACAGCCUAUAGCAGCAAGGACAAUCUCCAACAUGA
Messenger RNA from Balaenoptera musculus (blue whale), 366 nucleotides. RefSeq names its product family with sequence similarity 104 member B (gene VCF2). The transcript has 2 exons. Lineage: Eukaryota; Metazoa; Chordata; Mammalia; Artiodactyla; Balaenopteridae. The record is from RefSeq and is a predicted model, not a curated record.